Molecule: messenger RNA, 2327 nt
Organism: Cryptotermes secundus
Lineage: Eukaryota; Metazoa; Arthropoda; Insecta; Blattodea; Kalotermitidae
Product: protein TRC8 homolog
Exons: 9
Coding region: 740-1924 (394 amino acids)
Cellular component (GO): endomembrane system
Molecular function (GO): ubiquitin protein ligase activity
Source: RefSeq, a predicted model, not a curated record
AUUCAGUGACCUAAGCAUUACUACUGUAUUGCAUUAUAGAAAAGAAAGAUAGUGGGGAAAUACAGAGCAUGAGGAAAAGUAUUGGUACUUAAUUAAGCACAGAGGCAAUGUCGCCUGAUGUAAAUGAUAGAGUAGAACAAUAUCAAAAGAGACAUUCUGAUAAUUUAUGUUAUAAGGAAGCAGCGCAAGAAAUGUACACCAAGCCAAUUGUGUGCUCUGCGGCGCUUCGCCUAAAUCUGUUCUUGGCCCGCUUUCUGGUAUCUAACGACUGGCUAUUCGUGGAGUUGGAAGGUGGGAAGGUCAGAAGUAAGUCGACAAUGGAGUAUCUUAUAGUGCGUUUGUAAAGAACGAGACAUUUUUCUUUGAAAAGACACGACAGUUUUAUUUACCCCUCAAAGGAAUAAUAAUUAUGGACUGCUUGCCAAAGCAGCCAAAAUUAUUUUGUGUGAAGAAGGCAGUUAUAGGUGCAUUUCACAUACGUAUGUAAAAAGAAUAUUUGUUUAAUUUCUGUGCGACAAUACAAUAUUAUGACAUUACGUGCUGGUGUUGGAAAAUGGCGUAAUAUUUGGCAUGAUGGUGAAGAAGUCAGCACUCUACAUAUUGAGAAGGAAAAGAAGUGCUCCAAAGUAACACAUUUCCUAGUGUCAAGUUAUACUCUCCAGAGCGAAGUCUAUGCAGGUCUCUCUGUUGCGGUAUUUUUGACAAGGAAGAAACACUUGAGAGCGUAAAUACAUAAUUCAUGUUCCCAGGCAUAAUGCAUCCAAUUUUUGUUUUUCAGGCUAUCUACAGUGAUCUCAUUCUAUGGCUGAUGAUGGUGGGCAAUCCACACCGUUACCGCGCAGCUCUACAGCAGCUGGAGAACAGACAUGCCACUGCAGGAUGUCUGUUGGCCUUGCUUUUCCUCAUUCCAUUAGCAGCACGACUGUACAGUAUGGUCACACUCCUCCUGUUGGUCCUAGUGUACGUGACACUUGUAGUACCAAUGGCAACAGGCUUCUACACAGCUGGCUCACUGUUUGCUAGAAUUAGGAAUGUAGCUGUAGUCACGUGGGACACAGAAAAUAUAUACCACAGUGCCAGAAAUGCAUUGGCCUUCAUAGUCUGCAUGCACAGGCUGUAUAUGCGUCUAGACAGCAUCCACACCACUACAAACCAGGUACUCUUCUUCCUUCUAGCAGAGAAGGUACUGUGUCCAGAUCAGCGCUUGGUAUGCCUGUAUUGCCUACUUUUCUACACUGUACUAGCCUACCUGCAGCGUUCACUGCAUACUCGUCACUGGUCACAGCUGCUACAUGAAAAUUCAACAACAGAUUUCAUCAAACUGACUACAGCAUUCAUCAUUGUCAGACUCGGCAAAGGCAUGGCCAUGAGCAUGGUUCUGCUGACAUUCACCUUGCAGUUCAAUCACCUGGAGCCCACAUACAGUUAUGUGGCCCUCACACUUGUAUACUUCAUCCUCUCUCAGUAUAAAGGAACAGCUGGAGAGGAGACAUUUAUCGUCUCUGCAGUGAGAAAUCUGGGGUUCCAGGUACUUGAAGGAUUUGAGGAGUUUUGGGUUCCUCUUGUCAUCUAUAGCAGCACAGUUGCACUCUCAGCUACACUCGUACUAGCAGCGAUAUGGCAGUUAAAUUACUGGAUCCUGUGUAUCAUUGUUGGGUACGCCAAUGUCUGCGCAUGUGGGCUGCAAGUAUUGGAUAAAUACUGGAGUCCUCUUGCAGCACAGCGAGCUGUAAUCGCACCCUUCCCACUGGCCACAUUGCAACAGAUGACAGAGCGAGGAGACACAGCCUGCCCAGUCUGUCUGGAUGACAUGCAUCUGUUCGCUGCCCGCAUUACCCCUUGUUCACAUAUCUUCCAUGGGCAGUGCCUUCGCAAGUGCAUCAUUCAGUUUGGACAAUGCCCACUCUGCAAGCAACCAUUAUGACAGGUCAGAUGACGCUGAUACGGAAGAUGAUGGCGGUGGAGGCGGCAGUGAUGCUGCUGAUGAUGACGAUGACAACUGUGAUGAUAACAAACUGCCGCUGCCACCUCCUCCCCCCCACCACGACCACCAUCACCACCAUUAUGAGUCUGAUGAAGACAACUGCAAAGGCUGUGUAUGAAAAAAGAUGUGGCUAAAACAAAGGCACGGUGAACACAUGGACCAAGCUCUGAUACAUUAUUGAUAUAACCAUCAAAUUCAGCUUUAUAUCAAGUUUUUGCUUAACUCAGUAUAUUUCAUCUAAGUCUUAGGCAUCUUUAAUGAUUUCAUCAUUUUAACAUUUUCUAGCAUAACUUUCCAUUAGAAAGAAGAAAACUGAAGAAUGUGUAAUUCCAGAUCACUAAUU